This is a messenger RNA of Zygotorulaspora mrakii, 7758 nucleotides long. RefSeq names its product Fmp27p (gene FMP27). The record is from RefSeq and is a predicted model, not a curated record. The transcript has a single exon. Bases 1 to 7758 code for a protein of 2585 amino acids. NCBI's taxonomy places the organism in Eukaryota, Fungi, Ascomycota, Saccharomycetes, Saccharomycetales, Saccharomycetaceae.
AUGAUGGGAAUUUUGGAACACAGUUUGCUAAGGAGCAUUUUUCUGUACUGCGUUGUUCCCUGGUUCGUGUUGAGAUUGACGCUUUAUGUGCUUUUCGGCGUUUCCAUCAGCUACAUCAAUCCCCUCAGACUCAGAAUCGUCGGUAUCAAGUUCAGAGACGUGGUGGAAAUAGAGUAUUUGCAGGCGUCGGUAUUUGAGAAAAAGAUAAUAUGUGGUGGACUGCGUCUUCCACUGGCAAAAGUUGCUGAGAAAGAGGCGGAUAAAUCGGCGAGAACGAGCGGCGGAGGCUUCAAGAUGCCCCCGAUGGUCGCGGACCACUUCAAUUUAGUCGUGUGGCUACUCUCCAAUCUAAGUAUAAGGUUCGAACGUUUGGACUACGCCCAGUCGCAAUUAUCGUUUAGAAUUCUCAACUUCAAUUUUUUGCGGAAUAGUGAUGAGGAGAAUACUUUCACGUUGAGCAUCUUCAUGUCCCGAUUCAUGUGGCAAGAAGAUGUUGUUUGCGAAGAUGCUUUAUAUAUCAUCAAGACAAAAAUUAAUCGCGAAAACCUGAAAAAUGGAGGGAGGCUUAUCGGCUCAACUUUAUUGGAUUUCAAAGUUGGCGAUUUUAAUAUUCCUCAAAAGAUUUUUACCAAUCGCAAAGGAACGGAGGGAAAGACGGAAUCUCCGCAACGUGAGAUCAAGGAGACGGAUAGCAUUGGUGAUGUCAACUAUAACAUGGCGUGUGGGUUAGAAUCGAUUCAAAUGCUCUCCGACAAAAUUAGGAACGCGCUGGAACCAAUCGAUGAGGUUUCGAUAUCGAUUGACAAACUCAUUGUAAAGAAUGUUCCGAUCACCACACAUCCAGAUCUAAAAGGUUUAAACCAGUACCUAUCAUUCAAUGUAAGCGCUGCCAAUUUUUCCUUGAAUGCAUUCAGGUAUGAAGAGCAGAUGCCUUGCUUCAAAAUUAACUACCUAGAAGGUGACUCUCCAAUUAGAUUCAAUAUGAAUUUAUCAGGAUUUAAUGUUUCAAUGAAUAUGAUUGAGUGUUGUAAAGCCCAAAGUCUACGAAUUUUGAAAAUAUUGGAAGUUCCAAAUAUAUCGUUUUUUGGAUCCACAAAUUUACUCACACAAGAAUUUGAUUUUUGCAGUAGCCAAGACUUACAAAAUGCUGUUUGUAAUUUAAAGGGACAUGUAUCAUCACCAAAUUUAGAUAUAGAUGUUGAUCAUUUGUCAUUUCUCAAAUGCUUUAGAAAAAACAUUGAAGUUUUCACGGGUGCUUUAAAAACACAAGAGGAACGUAGUGGUGAUUCAUCUUCUACAAAAGGCUGUAGUGUUCUGAGAUAUAUCCAAACUAUUGUUCCAUUGAUGGGUUUCAAAUUUACCAUUGAAGAUAUCAAGGUUGUAGUCAGUGACAAAGACGAGUUCAUUGUUCAUAAGCUUUCUGCGCUCAUGCUAGACUACAAAACGAACAGAUAUAUUGGUCAAGACUUCCAGAAGAAGGACACUGUAUUCUAUGAGGUGGAUUUCAUUCUAGAGGUGCUGAGUUUGAGCUCACAGCACAUAAAUAAGAAAAUGAACUACAAGCGAAGAAUUAUAUUAUUGGACAGCAUUCGGAUACACAACGACAUAAAACUGGUACCAGAUGUUUUACUCUCUACGCAAGUUGAUGUUGAUACCCUGGAACUAAAUUUAUCAGAUUUACCUACUAUGUUAAUGAUCAACAAAGUUUACAGAAAGGUGGACUCUCGUAUGCUUAAUGUCGAAGAAACAUUCUUUAUGCAUUAUUAUGAAAAAUUCUCGGCAAAACUACGCGAUGCUGAAUAUCAAUGUGCUAGUAUAGGAAAUUGUUUGAGACCGAAAAAAGAAUUGCCCAGCGAUUUCUUAUUUAAAGAACUACCUUCUUCAUUGGAUUAUUUGAAAAUUGAUGUUAGAGACGUCAUGAUCACCUUAGGCGCAAGAUCUCUAUUCAUGCCGCCCUGUAUCUUCUCUGACAUUGAAUCUCAGAGUGCAGAUGAUUUCGUAAAUGAAGAGUUGAGAAAAUAUUAUCAUAAAACUGAUAAAAUACAGGUAGUGCUUUUUGGUAAUAAAACGCAGUGGCAUAAUAGAAUAGAGACCGGAAGAACCACGAUGACAAAAUCUGCACAGCUAUCAUGCCAUCAGCAUCAAGAUGUUGAGCUUGAUGAUAUAUCCACGAGUGACGCUACGGAAGUGAAUCACACUUGGAAUUUUAAUGUCCUAGUGAAUAACAUGUCCUCCUCUGUAAUAACCGAGACAAUAGAUAAUAAAGAUGAAUUAUCUACAAGGAAGGUUUCCAAACUGAGUGUUUUAUCAUUAAAGGUCUUCCCGGAUUCUGAUUCAUUCGAGGGAAGAGACGCUAAAAACAUAGUUGUACAAAUUGAUAACAAAAGAUUGAAAUCUGUUCUUUCUUUAGGUAAUCUUUUCAUUAUCAUAUCAGGAAUUCACACUUUGAAGCAAGUGUUCACUCUUGAUGUGUGCUCUCACAAGAGACAAUCCUUGGCAAAGAAGCACUUCCUUGCAGUCUCUCUCAAAAGGCGAAGAGGAUUUUUUAAGUCCGUUCAGUGGGAUGAAUUGAAAUCAUUGGUACGCCUUAACUUCUCUUCUGAAGUGAUAACUCAAAUUUUGGUACUUCCCAGUGGGCUACCAACACGUCUGGAUAUUGUAUCCACUUUUAUCUCGAUAAAGAAUCUCAACGAAGUCUGUCUUUCAGGGCAAAAUUUCAGGGUCAGUGUGGAAUCACCGAUGCGUAAAAACUUUUGGGUUCGUAUGAUCAUUAUAUUGAAGUAUGCCGUGAAUAUAAAUAUACGAGAACUCAAGAAUCAAGUGAACAGCUCUUUUGAAAAUUUUGAAGCACUUGAUUCAGCAAUUUCUUUGGAAAACGAGUCAUGGCAUUUUAAUAUACCCCAUGAUUUCGAAAUGUACAAAAUUUUUGAUAAUAUACCCACUAUCUUUAAGUCUCUUAAGCAAAUGAUACAUUCGUUCAAUGAUCCUUCGAAAAAAUUAAUUAUCAAUCCAUCGCCCGUCAAAACACCUACUUUCCCUAAAAUAGGACUCAAAUCAAAAAGAUUUGUAUUUAGCAUUGACGAUGACCCGUUCGAAGCCGAUUUAAACAUGAUAUUCCAGAUUGGUUUGCAGGAACAGAGAUCAAGACUCGAUAAAUUGAAAGAGAUGGAUAACCUUACAGCAGCAGAACUUCUUAAGACAAAUGGUAGUAAGCUUAACAAGAGUAGAUCUGCGGAAGAGAUAAAAAAAUGCGAUUUUCUCGCAACAAUCAACGCUGUGAAAGGCAAGUUUAGAUUGCCACGAAGAAGGACUAACCUUCAGAAGGACAUGCCACUUUCCGAUGGCAAACAAGAUUCUAAUUUACCAAACAGUUCAGAGCCAAUGGAAAGUUUUGUAAACGCAGAUACCGAAGCUGCAUACCAACGACUGCUUGAAAAUUUUUCGACAUCAUGGAUAAGUAGAGUCCAGCAGUAUAGGUAUAAGGAAAAGAAGGUUUUUGAAAAAAACUUUAACUUUUUGUGGGGUAAUAUUGACUUUUCAAGACUGCCGCCUGACAUCAACCAAAGGGUUCUUCCUCUGAACACAAACCCGUUUUUGACAAACUUGGUUAUUGAAGGUAUAAACAUAAAGCUUUUUCAUCCAUCCUGUGGAAUCGAUAGAAUUCCUGAUUUUAUCAGCAAAAUAGGAAAAAAUGUUCCUAAAAAUUUUGAGUACUCAAUUAUGAUUCCAAUGUAUGUGGAUGCAAAGUUUAAAGAAAUAAGGUUACACCUGAGAGAUUACCCCCUGCCGCUACUAUAUAUUCCAUCAUUAACACAUGCUCAAAAUCAAGCUGAACCAGACAUUCAUUUUCAUGGUGAUUUGAUAAUUUCUGAGGAUAUGAUUCAAUCUGAAAAAGAAAUCAGGCAUAUAUUUGUACCUUUAGUCCCAUCCGCACUUGAGAAUAGCGAUACAUACUAUUCGUUGCAAGUACCUAGAACUAUAACAAGUCUUAAGUUCUAUACGAAUGUCCAACUAGACAUUAAUUCAAGAGAUCCUACGCAGGUGACUUGGGGAGGCGGUUAUCAGCCAGCAAUUCAACAGACUAUGCAGUGUUUAGAUUACUUUUCGAAGCCACCCUUGGAUCCUUCACCUAAGAUUGGUUUCUGGGACAAAAUAAGAUACCUGUUCCAUGCACGCCUUCGCGUAUCCUGGAAAAAUUGCGGAAGGUUUGAAAUUUCUUUAAAAGGGGGAAAAAGCCCUUAUAAGAUUGGAGCGGGGUCUGCUGGAUUCAUCGUUGGGUUUUCCGGUAACGUGGAAUUAAAUUGCAAUGAAAACGAUGAUCCACAUAAGCUCAUGUCAUGUACUGCGGAGAAAGUGCACUUCAGUAUUCCAAAUUACUUUGCAAAGCCACUUCUCGUCUGGUCACAGCCGAGCGAUCAGAAAGUGUUCAUACCAGGUCAAAACGAUGCCAACCUCGAACAAUACACGUCCUUUUAUUACCUUCUAGACUUUGAAGAUUCGAGGAAACAAAAUGCAGAUAUAGAACGCAUGCGCUCACAUUACAUUGAAAAGACCGGAAUAAAACUUAGUGGUGGCGUUACAUUGAAUGUCGGAAUGGUAUUCGAACGUCUUGUACCAGGAAAAAGAGAACGUGUUCUUUCAUCCGCCCCACAUUAUGACGUGCGCUUAUGCAACCCGAUUUCUUUGAAAGAUAAGGAAAAACAUGAUUCUUAUGCGGGCUUCCGUAGUGAGUUUAUUCACUUAGCUUUCAGUAUAUUGUCAAGCUCAGAUAGUGCCUACAAUGCUAUGCAGUUGAGUCCUGCAGGGCUACGCUCCUUCAAGGAUUGGUGGAAAUCGUUCGCAGGAACUUUCCCAGUAAGACGAGGAAAUCUAUUUGGAGACCAGAGCAUCAGCCCUAAAUUUGGAGAGCAUUUAUUCACAAUUUCUUAUUUCGCUGAUGUCUCGCCUCUGUUUAUUACUUAUAUCACUCAUAGCAUUGAUGCGCAUGCAUUGAAAAAAGGUAGUUUUGAAAGUGCUGAUUUCGCUGGGCUUAAAUCAAAGGCUUCUCAGUUUGUAAUGGAUUUGCAUCAAAGAAAGGAAGUCUUACUUGAGUACCAAGAAGAACUAGAGAAGACAAAAAGGGUCAUGAGACUCAAAUUUCUGGAGGCCCAAAUUUCUGUUUUUGGAAUCGAUUUAAGAACAGUUGACGCAACGUUAAAUCGCCUUAGAUAUCAAGAGGAAAAAUCAGAAUCAAAGUUCGAUAUUUUCGACAAUGAUAUGUCAUGGUUUGAUAUUACUGAUUUCAAAGAAACCAAUUACCUGGAUGUUAAUAAUUAUAUUCCCACCAUUGCUAUCAAGCCUUUGUUACAUUCACCCCAAUUCAUCUACAUCAAACGUGCAUCUUAUGGAGAUAAGUUUCAAGUGGAUCCAAAAGACUACAAACGUAUUGAGCCUUUUCAAAACAAGUUAUCACACAAAUGCGUAAUCGGCAAACCGAUAGCUCUCCCAUUUGAAGAGCUGAACAAAAGGUCUGAAAUAUUGAAUGAGUUCAAAACAAAAACGGAAACUGCCUUGAAAAAGUCUGGAGAACGUGUGAAACAGAUUGAGCUGGAAAAGGCGCUCAAGAUAACCUCUUGUGCUAUAGAAAACAUCGAGAAUCUAGUGAAGGAUAUGAAAACUUUAGAGAAGAAAAGAUUCGAUAAGUCUGAUGAGAGUAUGUUCAACUAUCCAAUUAUGAACGUCAUGUACGAUACAGCACAGCAGAACUUGAAAUUCGAAAAUCGCUACUAUAUUUGUAAUAUGCUUUUGAAAUGGAAUGAAAAAAGUAGAGAUGUGAUAUACAAGUUUUUGCAUAACUUUAAUUUAUCAAAUGAUUUAAUGGAUUUGUCGGCCCAGAAGUGCAUGCACUUCUUCAAUAACAUUGUGCAUCAAAGGGUAACUGGUAAUGAAGGGCAGAGAGAUGGUAAUAAUAAUCCGUGUAUGCAAAAUCGAUUGGAUAACUUAUUGAACAACGCAAACGAUGAAGAUGUGAAUAAUAUACUUUUGGAUAUUUUUGAGAAGAACAUUAUGGAUCUUGGUUUCGAGCUAGAUCAUGCUGUUCAAUUAAAACACAUUGUUCAUUUUAUAACCCCACAAAUACAAUUGAUAACUGAACAGGACCCGGACUCUUGCAUCAUUGUGACCGCACCAAGUAUUAAGUUGAAAACAUUAUCAUUUUGUAACAAUGACCGCGAGUGCGACUAUAAUGAGGAUGCGUUCAUGAAGCGGACCGGUAUUCAUCUCACAAACGCCAACUUAUUCCGUUUCCACAAGGACGACUACAAGGAUUAUUUAGAGGUUUUCUUUGACGUCAGCUCCUAUGGACAAAAUCGACAGCAUGAGUGGCCUCCUUGGUUAGGUAUGGAGCUUUGUUUUGAGCCGGAUAAUCUUUCGUCUGAGGCCUUGAUAAAAGAUUUCUCUUCUGUCUUGUUCUAUGAAAGAAUAUCCCAAUUUUCAAGAGUUUACAAAAUAAUUGAGGGCAAGCUUCAAAAUAGCGUCACUGGUUAUCUGCCUAAAAUCAUUCUAUCAUCAGAUUCAAGAAGUUAUUUGAGUAUAUACAAUAUUGUCACCAAUUUGUUGAUAUUUAUUACGCCUGAGGAUGCAGAAUUGCAAAAGCGGAUCGAGAGGCUCACAAUCGGACUGGAUACCGAAGAUACCGCAAAAAUGGAGAGCACUAUAACUGAACUUCAUAGCAGCCUCAAGAGACUGCAAAGAGUUGAUGAACAGUUUUCGUUCAAGCGACAGAUUUUGGAUGACGCUGACGCGCUAGAUCUAGCAAAUAUAAGGAAUGAGAUAGCCAAUCAUCUUCUGAGGCUUUACAUAUUCAUGAAAGUCUUCAGUUCGAACAAGUCAUGGGCUGAUAACGCUGAUCAUUCAUUGAUGUGGAAUUUCUAUUUGAGGGAAAUCAUAAUGCACAUGCUUAACGAUAAAGGCCAACCUUUUGUCGAUGUCGCAAUUGCCAAGCUUCAUUUUGAAAGGUCUGAAACUUCAACAGGUUUCAAUAGCAAUUUCCUGACAGUACAUAUGGCACAAGCAUUCGAUUUACAAAGAGAAGCUGUAUACCAGGAUAUACUUGGCCCAUUUUUUGGGAAACGAUCAAAGGAAGAAACACAUGAGGAAAAGCUAUUGGUAUCCAUUAAAUGGACAAUGGAAAAACCGAUUGGAGGUAUCAAAGUGGUAAAAUAUGUCGAAACAGACUUGGCUGAUCUGAAUUUAUGUCUGGAGGAGCAUUCAAUACGUAAAAUUUUGACGUGGUUUCUCCCAGAUGAAAUCAGCCCUCAAGAAACCGAGGAUGACGGAAGCCAAGACGAUAGCCGUUCGAUAUCGGAUUUUGAUCCUGAGCGCAUCGAUGCAUAUAUGAAUUUGUCUCUAGAAGAUGGUUCUGAUGUCCAAGAAAUGAUCCAAAGAUCCACUGACUAUGUUAUCAUUGAGAAUUUAGUUUUGAACAAAUUUCGUGUCUGUACUAGUUUCAAAGGUACUGGUGCUUUGAGGUUGAUCAAUGUAACAAAUUUCAUAUUUUCAUUUCCAAAAUUAGUAUACGAGAAUCAAACAGUCCGUAUUAUCGAUCUACUACUCGAACUCAAAAAGAUUAUAAUAAAGGAUAUGAUAAAGCAUACUCCAAAGUUUAUUGGUGCCAAGGUUCGCAACCAUCCGGUGCAGAAGAAACCGACGCCAUCAUCACCGUUAAAGCAGCUUACGCGCUAUGAUUCUUACAUGGAAACGCGAGAGCUCAAGGAGUAG